Molecule: messenger RNA, 3635 nt
Organism: Anguilla rostrata (American eel)
Lineage: Eukaryota; Metazoa; Chordata; Actinopteri; Anguilliformes; Anguillidae
Gene: evx2
Product: even-skipped homeobox 2
Exons: 3
Coding region: 480-1766 (428 amino acids)
Biological process (GO): regulation of transcription by RNA polymerase II
Cellular component (GO): nucleus
Molecular function (GO): RNA polymerase II cis-regulatory region sequence-specific DNA binding; DNA-binding transcription factor activity, RNA polymerase II-specific
Source: RefSeq, a predicted model, not a curated record
CUCAUUUUAUUAAUCAGACUGUCAAUUUCACCCAAGAGGCCAAACCCAAGAGCAAUCUAAAGCGGGCUCUGAUCAGUCAAGGGACAACAGCUCGCGCCUUCACUUCUCUUCUGUCUCUCCACCUGGAUAUAUUCGUCUGACCGCAGGCCGCCUCCAUCAUCCACUGACAGUCCUCUUGUAUUUAUUUGCUUAUAAACCUGUUACAAUAAAUGAUUAUUCGAGCAGCGUCACUCGCACCUUAAUGACGAGCAACCACUUUUUGAUGAAUGACGUUUCGGACUAGAAAGGAUGCACAGGUCAUUUUGAACACUCAUUCCUUGCUCGCGUUGGCAGUUUGUUUUUUGCGUCCCGCUCAUAAAAGGUGUAGCCUAGUAUUAUUUAGAGAUAGUUCCAGAGUUGAAUGUGAAUUAGCCCCCGGCGCAACUCAUCAGUGGAUCAGAGGACCAGCCGUGGAACUUCGGCUUUUCCUAUAAAGCUUGAUGAUGGAGAGGAUAAGAAAAGAAAUGAUUCUGAUGGAACGGGGGCUGCACAGUCCCGCUGCCGGCAAAAGGCUCGCGAAUUUGUCAGACUCAGCUGGAAAUGCGGUGUUAGAGGCCCUUGAAAAUUCACAACAUAGUGGUCGCCUCAGCCCGAGACUAACUUCCGCCUCUCUGCAUGGUACUCUCGAGGAUAUCCCCACCAAAGGCAAGUUCGAAAUAGACAGUUUGUUCAGUCCGCAUCAUCAUAACAGCGACAAUACCUCCUCAGGCGAGAUCUCGUCUUCGGAAAACAGGAAGAAAAUCAGCCUGUAUCCAGAAGUUUCUCAAGACUCAGACAUGAACAGUGAUGUGGAGGUUGGAUGCCCAGCACACCGCUCUCCCAGCACACUUAGUGCCAACCAACACAAGGAAAACAACAACAAAGGUUUUUCUGACAGUAAUUCAGGAACCUCUAACACAAGCUCAUCCUCUCUGUCCAACCUGAACCUAAACGGUAAUUCUAUAGGAAGCUCAAACAGUUCGAAUGCGGAUCAGGUGAGAAGGUACCGGACAGCAUUUACAAGAGAACAAAUAGGACGCCUGGAGAAAGAGUUUUACAGGGAAAACUAUGUCUCGAGACCAAGAAGAUGUGAAUUGGCCGCGGCUUUAAACCUGCCUGAAACUACAAUAAAGGUGUGGUUCCAAAACAGGCGGAUGAAGGACAAGAGACAGCGUCUGGCGAUGUCUUGGCCACAUCCAGCCGAUCCGAGCUUUUACACCUACAUGAUGACGCACGCGGCUGCCACCGGAAGUCUACCAUACCCUUUCCAUUCCCACAUGCCUCUGCACUAUUACCCCCAUGUGGGUGUCACGGCAGCAGCUGCUGCCGCGGCCGCAUCUGGUGCUGCUGCAUCACCUUUUGCUACCUCCAUCCGUCCCCUAGAUACUUUCCGCGCGCUCUCGCAUCCCUACUCGCGACCGGAGUUACUCUGUAGCUUCAGACACCCAGGACUCUACCAGUCGCCCGCAGGCCUCAACAGUUCGGCCGCAGCAUCAGCAGCGGCGGCGGCGGCGGCGGCGGCUGCAGCUGUCAGUGCGCCUUCGGCCACCGGUCCGUGCUCCUGUCUCAGUUGUCACAGUAGCCAGGCGGCCAGUGCCCUGGGCUCCAGGAGUGCCAACACGGACUUCACUUGUACAGCAGCUGGGCAGAGGUCCGAGAGUGGAUUUUUGCCUUAUUCUGCCGCUGUACUGAGCAAAACUGCGGUUGCUUCGCCAGAUCAGAGAGAGGAGACGUCGCUGAACAGAUAACUUACGGGUGGAUCCAAAAUGUAUCUACGACCUCCUAAGUAGUUAUAUCAUGUUACCUUAUUUCUUGUUGUUAGUUUGUUUAUAUAUUGCUCAAUUAUUUGAAAAUGACCGAGGCCUAUUCCAAAACGCACUAUCCUACUGAUGAAAUUCUGAAAUUAACAGGUUACACAUAGGCUUUGCAGAUACUAAAGCUUAUUUUACAGGACUACUGAACAAGACGUUUACGAUCAGCCAAUGUCAUAAAAUUACCUGCGACUGUACGCAGUAAGCCUUAUUCAUGAUCAUUGAGGUGUACAUCUGACAAAUAAUUUUGCCACAGUUAAUGCAUAACAAAAUUGAUUAUUAUUUUCCAUUUAAAAUGAAGUUUAGCUGUUGUUUUUUGUUUAUUUAUUAGACGGAAUUUGUUUACAUCUUUGAUUAUAAGGUUUUUAGAACUUCCGUUUAUAUUUAAUCGUCUGUAUAGUUCCAUGUAUUCUUGUUUGGAUUUGGAAAAUGGAUUAGAUAUGCCACUUAUUAGAGAAUGUAUAAGGCGAGAAUCUGAUUUAUAAUGGAUUUGUCACUUUUGCGUCGAUAGAACUACAACAACUGCUACAUAAUGAUCUUGCUCUAAAACUGGUAGCCUACUGCUCAAGGGACAUCCCAGAACUCUGAGUAAGACACAUGAAAUUCUGUACUCCUUCCACCAUGUCAAUGCUGAUGUUAAUAAUGUGAAGAUUAUGACGAAAAUUGCCAAUCAUGUACCUUGAUGGACCUCCUUUGAAUGUGGAAUGGGAAGAAAGUUCCCUGUUCUGAGACGCGCUGUCAACUGCUAACAACCCGCUAAGGGAAGUCAUUAGACGUGACCGAUGUAAGACUAGGUACAUAAACCAUUGUUCUGGGUGCAUAUUGUACAGUAUUAAAUGUGGUAUUCGUUACCUGAGGUGAUUUUUUCACUGAAAAAGCUUCAUCCUUAUAGUCUCCUAUUUUCGUUUUGGUAACUUGGACAUCCUGGGUAUACUUCUCUCCCUGUUAUGCUGAUGUUCCACUGGUACCAACAACCUCAUUAAAUCAAACCCGAUCUUUCCAUAAUGCUCCCUACAGAGUCACUUCACUCUACACAUAAUGGGAUUAUCUGAACCAGCCGAAACUUCAAAUAAAUUGCCCUCGUAUUUUUCUGUCUGGACAGAAAUUCUUACAUCAUUGUAUCACAUUUUCGUCCAUAAAACUACUGGAAUUUACUUCGUUGAAAACAACAUUCGUUGUAAAUAGUAAAUGGUAAAAUAUUUUGUCAUAUCAUGUAUAGUCUCGUUAAACAUAGGUUAAAACCAAAAUCUUUACCGCUGUGAGAAACGCUCGAUAACUAGUUCAUGGCAACUUUAUAUUUUUAUAAUUUCUGUGACUGACUGAAUGUUUAUUUGGUAUACAUUUAACAUAAUAAAUGGCAAUAUUUGAUAACAGCCCGCCAUUAUUAUGCUCCAUGAACGCUAAAAAUAUGUGUAUUGUUCUAAAAUAUUGAAAAAUGUCAAAUAAUUACGAUUUGCAAAGAAACCAAAUUAUCGACAUAUAUUGUAUAUAGUGGACAGUUUGCGUUAUUAUUAGGCCCUUCAUAUAAUUUUAGGAGGAUGAUUACACUGAACAUAGCUUUGAAGGGUUUGGUGAACUAUCAACGAGAAUGUCGGUUUCAGAAAUAAAAAAUAACCUGUGUUUUCCAUUUGUCCCCUGGGUCGAUGUGGUAUAUGAAUCUGUAAAAUCAUUCAAUGCAUUUCGAAUAUGGCCGGAUGUAUGAACGAACUGUAAAAUAUUUUAACUUGAACAAAUGUGCAAUAUAAAAAUAUUUGUAUAUUAUGUUAUUUAUUGAUGGUGUUUGUUCAUGGAAAAUAAAUAUUCAAA